AUGUCUGUCGCAUCAUCCGCCAUCGCUGGACCAUCCCAGUCCAGGGUCGAGACCAACUCGCGCGGUAUCCCGCACGCCCCUUUCAUCUCCAACGUGCAGGAAUAUCUGGGUGGUCCCGAUGAAGAAGUGGAGCCAACGCUGAAGAAAUUUCAAGAGACGAUGUCCAAGUACAAGUUCAUGGAGCUCAACACCGCACAGCGACGUCGUGGCCUCGAAGAUAAAAUCCCUGACAUCCGCAAAACACUUCAGAUGGUCACUUUCCUCAAAGACAAGAAGGACAACCCGGAAUCGAUAGAGACAACGUUCGAGCUGAACGACACACUCUAUGCAAAAGCAAAGCUGGAUCCCGUCGACACUGUACACCUUUGGCUAGGCGCGAAUGUGAUGCUCGAAUACCCGCUCGACGAAGCCAUCUCGUUGCUGACGGGCAAACUGGCGGGAGCAGAGAAGUCGCUCGAAUCGUCCAAAGAGGAUCUCGACUUUUUGCGCGAACAGAUUACCAUUAUGGAGGUCAACACGGCGCGCGUGCACAACUGGGACGUCAAACGUCGUCGCGAACGCAGAGAACAGCUCGAGAGGGAUGGUCUUACCGAGGACGGUGAACCCAUCUCGAAAACUUCACAGGCGUCCGGCGGCAGCGGCGGCGGUCGAUGGCUUUCAGACGAUCGUGACAAGAGCGAGACGAGUACGAGCAAGGAUGAGAGGAUUGCAAGGUCGCAAGAGAUAUAUACAGAGAGGAGCGCAGCGGCACCGCAUCGGUCAGGGUCACCUGUGGCGACGCAGCCAGUAGGGGGUGAAAGAUCUACGCCAGCGUUUGCGGGGGUUGCUCGCGACACGGCCACGAAUACGACGUCGACAGCAGUGCCAAAUGGCUCGGGUGAUGUAGCUGUCACGACACAGUCGAUCGAGAGCCCUACUGCGCGGACCCAGACUCCUCCUCCUCCUCCUCCUCCCAACGCCGAACCCCAACACCCCGACACGUCUCCCGUGAAAAAGUCUUCCUCUUCCUCCGACCCCAUACCGGCCUCAACACUCGUCUCGGCGCCAACAAUACUCCCUUCGCUAUUAACGCCGACCUCCGCCGACCCGUCGCUCUCAUCCACGCUCAUCGUGCCCCCGCUCAACUUCUCCAUGGUCUCUCGCGGCAUCUACCGGUCCGGUCACCCGAACGAGCGCAACUUCGAAUUCCUCCGCCGGCUCAACCUGAAAUCCGUGCUCUACCUGGGCACAGAAGACUACCGCGCCAACAUGACCUCCUGGACGGCCUCGCAGAACAUCCAGACCUUCCAUCUGCGGCUGGCGAUCAACAAGGAGCCCACGGCAGAGAUGGACGAAGCCGACGUUGUCAAGGCACUGCAGCUGAUCCUGAGGCCCGAGAACUGGCCGAUCUUGAUUCACUGCAACAAGGGCAAAUACCGGGUCGGAUGCAUCGUCGGGUUGGUGAGGCGGCUGCAGGGCUGGAGCCAUACGAGCAUCUUUGAGGAGUACAGCAGGUUUGCGGGGACCAAGAUCAGUGACCUCGAGUUUAUCGAGGUGUUCGAUUUGGACAAGGUGUCGCUCACAGGUUGA
Messenger RNA from Sporisorium graminicola, 1569 nucleotides. RefSeq lists its product as uncharacterized. Gene Ontology annotation, molecular function: phosphatase activity; tubulin binding. Lineage: Eukaryota; Fungi; Basidiomycota; Ustilaginomycetes; Ustilaginales; Ustilaginaceae. The record is from RefSeq and is a predicted model, not a curated record. The transcript is spliced from 4 exons. Bases 1 to 1569 code for a protein of 522 amino acids. Gene Ontology annotation, biological process: protein folding; microtubule-based process; tubulin complex assembly. Gene Ontology annotation, cellular component: cytoplasm; prefoldin complex.